AUGCUCCUCCCGCGUUUUCUAGGGCGCUCCCACGCGACAGCUGCUGCAUAUGUAGCCGCAAGGACGCCAUCUUUCCGAGUCAGACCCUUCCACGCUUCUGCUGCCCUGCGUGCCAUCGACAUGUCCAAGGUAGACACGACCCAGCGGCUGGCGGACCUCCGCAAGCUCAUGAAGGAGCGCAAUGUCGACAUCUACAUGGUCCCGUCUGAAGACAGCCACCAGAGCGAGUACAUUGCCCCAUGUGACGCGCGACGAGAGUACAUCAGUGGCUUUACUGGCUCCGCUGGCUAUGCCGUCAUCACCCACGACAAGGCCGCCCUCUCCACCGACGGACGCUACUUCAACCAGGCCGAGAAGCAGCUAGACAGCAACUGGGAGCUGCUGAAGCAAGGCAUACAGGAUGUACCUACCAUCCAGGAGUGGACCGCGGACCAGGCCGAGGGGGGCAAGGUCGUCGGUGUAGACCCCAGCGUCGUCACUGCAGCAGACGCCCGCAAGCUUGCCGACAAGAUCAAGAAGAAGGGUGGCGAGUACAAGGCCAUCGACGAGAACCUGAUCGACCUAGUAUGGGGAGACAAAAGGCCAGCCCGACCGAGUGAGAAAGUCAUUGUGCAGCCUGAGAAGUACUCUGGAAAGAGCUUCGAAGACAAGAUUGAGGACCUGCGCAAGGAACUCGAAAAGCGGAAGAGCCUAGGCUUCGUCGUAUCCAUGCUCGACGAGGUCGCAUGGCUUUUCAACCUCCGCGGCAGCGACAUUCCAUACAACCCCGUAUUCUUCUCCUACGCCGUCGUCACGUCCACCGCAGCCACCCUAUAUGUCGACGAAAGCAAGCUACCCGAAGAUGUCAAGAAGCACUUGGGCGACAAGGUUACGAUCCGACCAUACGAGGCUAUAUUCGGAGACGUCACGUCGCUGAGCAAGGAGCUGUUCGAGGCCAUGGAGAAGACGGAGACACAGAAGAAGUUCCUGACUUCCAACCGAGCAUCGUGGGCCCUGAACAAGGCCCUUGGCGGGGACGACAAGGUCGAAGAAACCCGUAGUCCGGUCGGAGAUGCAAAGGCAGUCAAGAACGAAGUCGAACUGGAGGGUAUGCGUCAAUGUCACAUCCGUGAUGGGGCUGCGCUGAGCGAGUACUUCGCCUGGCUGGAGGACCAACUCAUCAACAAGAAGGCCACGCUGGAUGAAGUCGACGGUGCCGACAAGCUCGAGGAGAUUCGUAAGAAGCACGACAUGUUCAUGGGUCUUUCUUUUGACACCAUCUCAUCGACGGGGCCGAAUGCAGCUGUUAUCCACUACAAGCCUGAAAAGGGUGAGUGCGCGGUUAUCGACCCCAAGGCUAUAUACCUGUGCGAUUCCGGAGCGCAAUACCGAGACGGUACUACAGACACAACGAGGACCAUGCAUUUCACGGAGCCGACCGAGAUGGAACGUACCGCGUAUACGCUUGUGCUCAAGGGCAACAUGGCUCUCGAGCGCGUCAAGUUCCCCAAGGGUACGACAGGUUUCGCAUUAGAUAGUCUGGCUCGCCAGUUCCUAUGGCAGGAAGGUCUCGACUACCGUCACGGCACUGGACACGGCGUGGGCUCGUUCCUCAACGUACACGAGGGACCUAUCGGAAUUGGCACUAGGGUUCAAUAUUCUGAAGUCUCCUUGGCUGUAGGGAACGUGGUAUCUGACGAGCCUGGAUACUACGAAGAUGGCAAGUUCGGUAUCCGCAUCGAGAACAUGGUCAUGGUCCGAGAAGUGGAGACGAAGCACAAGUUCGGUGACAAGCCAUUCUUGGGAUUCGAGCAUGUUACGAUGACUCCACACUGCAGGAACCUUGUCGACAUGAGCUUGCUUACAGAAGACGAGAAGAGCUUCAUCAACGAAUACCACAAGGAGGUCUAUGAGAAGACGAGCAAAUUCUUCGAGAAUGACUCUUUGACAUUGGAGUGGUUGAAGCGGGAGACAGCACCGUACUAG
Messenger RNA from Alternaria ventricosa, 1965 nucleotides. RefSeq lists its product as uncharacterized. The transcript is spliced from 4 exons. The record is from RefSeq and is a predicted model, not a curated record. NCBI's taxonomy places the organism in Eukaryota, Fungi, Ascomycota, Dothideomycetes, Pleosporales, Pleosporaceae. Gene Ontology annotation, molecular function: metalloaminopeptidase activity. Bases 1 to 1965 code for a protein of 654 amino acids.